Neurospora crassa OR74A is the source of this 564-nucleotide messenger RNA. RefSeq lists its product as hypothetical. NCBI's taxonomy places the organism in Eukaryota, Fungi, Ascomycota, Sordariomycetes, Sordariales, Sordariaceae. Bases 1 to 564 code for a protein of 187 amino acids. The transcript has 5 exons. The record is from RefSeq and is a predicted model, not a curated record.
AUGGUUGUGGUGUUUGUAUCCGCCCGCCGGCAUCAUACACUACAUCCCGUCGAUACCUACCCGCCCAAGGUCGAGGACGACGUCGUCCUUCGCAGCAUUCGCGACCCCCAAAUGUUGAUGGGACUCGGCCGCAUUUCUUCACUCGAUGCCGACUGGACUGGACCGUAUGCCCCACUGGUGACGAAUAAAAGACCUUGGCUGUGGAUGUCAGUGUCAACCACAGUCACGGCCCGCCUGAAACAACAAGCACCAACAGCGCUGAAAGGGACCAAACCCCACCGAAUGGAAGUGGAACUGAAGUGCCAGGUGGAUCAAGGAGCCUCUGAGCCGCUACACAACGGGCAGAUUGCCGGAUGCCGUGCGCUAAAAACAUCGAGAACCUCAAAACCCGGUGCGGUUAGGUUGGAACCAACACCUGCAGGUGGCUCCCGUCCUCCGCGCCGCGUGACCGGUGCUACUCUCUGCGGCUACCACCACCAACCACAACACUAUUGGUGCUGCGCCACGCUUAUCACCACCAUCACUGCCCCUCCCAAGUCGGAUGUGAUUCAGAAGCUCACAUAG